CUGGAUGUGAGAGAUGUCAGAGGUUGCACUCACAGAAUGUAGCAACUAAAUGAUGAAGGGAGAUAAUGAUGCCCAAGUUUCAAACAUGGCAGUCAGGGUAAGUAGUAGUACCACAGGCUUCCUCCAUAAUAGACUUGAGAGAAAUAGGUAUUUGGAAGAAAGCUAAGGUGGGUUUUGGACAUGUUGAAUUUAAAAUGCUCAGGGGAUAUGCAGCUGGAGAAACAUUCUAUUGAAGCUAUGAAAACAGUAGCAUAGGAUUCUUGGAAAUGACCCAGAAGUAAUAAAGGCCAUUGUGAGGUCAUCAUCAUCCCACACUUGCCAAGUUUGCUUUCUCAAACCAUCCAAGCUUUCUCAAAGACUUACGAAACCGCCAUGCUCCGCUUUGCAAAUCCUCUCUUAAGACACAUCAUUCACAGAAAUCAUUUUGACAGCAUUAUGAGAAGGCAAUGUCUCCAGUAUAUAAAAAGUCUAAGAAGCUGGCAGUCGGAUGGAUUUAAAACCAUCUUUUUAGGGGAAACAGAUAUCCCUGAACAUCUCAUCACAGGAGAAAACCUGGGUGAUGAAAACUUCUCACAUAACCCAACUUGGAGUGUUGUACAUGCUGGAGGCAGUCAAGGAUGGGUGCCGUGGAAAUACCGAAUGUUCCUGAGGGAUGAGUUAUGUACCAAACAGGAGGAGGGUCUCUUCCUUGAGUUCUGCAGUGUAGUGAAAAGGGCCUAUGGAAAGUGUGUCAUUGUGGUCAGAGAGAAAAAGCAGAUGAAUGAAAGGAAGCAGAAUGAAGUCACAGAGGACAAAGAAGUCCAACCUUAUGCUUCAUCAGUUAUUAAUCUAACCAGCAUCUCAUGUUGUCCCGAGGUAGCCAAAGCCAGUGGCCAUGAGCUUCUUCCUCUUCCAUCCCCUUACAAUUACUUAAAUCCUUUAGAUUCUGCUUGGUCUUCUCUGAAAUGGUUUAUCAUCAACAACAGGAAAGAAUUUUGUUUGCGGUCCAUUGACAAUGUCUAUUCUUACCAAUAUAUACUUUUCAGUGACUUGGUUGGGAAAGGAAUUGAGAGGAUGACGCCAAGCAAAUGGAAAACAGUCAUUAACAAAGUUCAAAGAUGGGAAAACUACUAUCUUGGUAAAUGCUCUUGAAGAAAAUACUCCCCAGCAAGUAGCUGCCUUCCUCCACUGCAGGGAUAUUCCUUAACAACUUGAUUCUUUGCUUUCUUUCUAACCUUCUACAUUGCUCUGGGUCAUUUUGGCACAAACCUCACAUUCUAAUGAAUUACAAAUGGUGGUAGAGCUCUCUGAGCUUGGUGGUGGCAUCAUCACAAACAUCAUUAAGUCAAUUCAAUACUUCAACAAGGGAGGAAAAAAGGAAUGGAAAUGUUUGGUUGACU
Dromiciops gliroides (monito del monte) is the source of this 1379-nucleotide messenger RNA. It is a transcript of the gene C3H21orf140, whose product is annotated as chromosome 3 C21orf140 homolog. Lineage: Eukaryota; Metazoa; Chordata; Mammalia; Microbiotheria; Microbiotheriidae. The record is from RefSeq and is a predicted model, not a curated record. Bases 373 to 1131 code for a protein of 252 amino acids. The transcript has a single exon.